AUGAGUAAAUUACAUUUUAGUGCUGCUGGUUCUCUUUCUGACCCUCAAUUAGAUUGGUAAACCCAUAAAGAAAUGAAUUACAAGAGUGAAUUCUAAGAAUUAAUAGAAACACGGUUAAAUGAAAUUAAGAAAUGCUCAAGAAAUUUUAAAUAUUAUGGUAAAAUAGGAUUUCAAGUCUUGAUAUACCUUUUAAGUGUUCUAGAACUUAUCUUUACAUUAAUUUAUAGCUCAUAUAAUAACAUUAAUGAUGAAAUUGCAUACUAUGAGAUCAGUUAUAAUUUAUCUAUAAUUUUAUGUGUUUCAAUUCAUAGUGGAGCUUGGAUGUAUACUUAUCAUAUCAGAAAUGUUGCUUAAAAUAGUAUAUUUGUUGAAAUAACUAAUUAUUUAUAUUAUAUGGGUAUGGGAAUAUUAAGUUAUUUUAAAUUAGCUCCAUUUAUUAUUUAUUAUAAUAGAGAUUAAUCAAUUAGAUAAUUCUCAUUCAGUUAAAUUAAUAAAUACUUGCUAUAAAGUUAAGAAGAUAAAUAAAGAAAUCCAUGUAGGCUUUUCAAAGAUAGAAAAAAACCUGUCAAUAUCUUUAGGAAUUUUAUAUUCCAUCGAGUUGCUCUCCUCUCUAUGAUGAUAACUAUGGCUAUUUAAACUAUUCCUUAACUUUUUAUAUAAGGCUUUUUUAACACAUUAAUAGGAUCAUGGGAUGUAUUUAAUAUCAUUAUUUUUGUAUUAUUAACAAUUAAUUUAAUCUACUACCUUUUUGAAUUAUAAUUUAUUGUAUUCACUACAAAUAAUAGAUAAACGCAAAAAAAAAUACCAUUUAAAUAAAAAUAAAUUAAGUUAAAGUUCAUUUAAGAAACAAAGCAAUUACUGAAAUCUGAUUCAAAAUAAAUGGAAUUUUUUAAUUCUUAUUAUUUUCAUAUUGAUCCAAGUAAUUUCAGCCCUUAUUAAAAGAAAAGAUGCAUGAUAUAAAUAAUAAGUUACUUAUUAAGAUAUAAAGAAUAUAAAUACCUUGAAUUUCAUUUCAUUGAUGAAUAUGAUGAAGUUACAUUAUAAUAUUUAGCUAAUUGCUUUAAAUUGAUUCAAGUAAAAGAUAUAAGCCUUUUAUAUAAGGUAGAAGAUAAACUAUCAUAAUUGGAAAGUAUUUUUAGGGGUGUGGAAAAAUUAAAUUUUUUUCAUAUAAGCGGCGAAAACCUUCAGGAUUUAAGGAUUGAAUAUAAUACUGAUGAAGAAAGGGAGAUAAUCGAAUAAAUAAAAUUUAUUCAAAAUCCAAAAAUAAUCGCUAAUAGGUAAGCACUGCCACAAAAUUAAUUUGUUAAUAAUGGUUACAUAUAACUUUCUGCAUAAUUUUCAAAGCUAAUUUUAAUCGAACAAAACAAUUAAGCAAUAGAACCUUAAAAUAUUGCUUAAGAAGCGAAAAAUUGUAUUGAUAGAAUAACUAAAAGAGAUCGUUUUAAAGAGCAUGUUUGUGAGAUAAGAUUUUUGGUGAAUUUGUACGAUAUUUAUCAUUAUUUUUUGGAUUUUUUCAAACAUUGUGAUAUAAUUACCAUACUUUCUUCAGAUUCUAUCAAUAUCAUGUUUUCAAUUUUUACUCUGAUCUAUUUGACUAAAGAAUAUGAUCUAUAUAAAUCUGUCUUAGUUGCUUUAACUGCAUUCAACGUAAUAUUCUAUCCAAUUUCAUUUGGAUUAUUUUAUCAACGUGCAUUUAAAACCUUUUCAAAUUUAAGAUUACUAUCAGUUGUUCUAAUUUUUACAAUAUUAAAUACAGUAAAGAUGUAUGAAAUCCUAUGGUUUUGUUUAGAUUAUAUUUAAAGUAAAAUAAAUUAGAAUACAAGCAGAGAAUUUAUUUUUAAAACUUAUGUCAAGUUCAAAAAUUAUGUCUUAAAAUUUUAAGGCAAUAUCGCUUCAGUAUUAUUGUAAUUCAGUCAAUAAAAUAAUGAAGAAGAUAGAACGGACUAAAGAAAAGAAUAGCCAUUAUAUAUAGCUUUGAUGUGGAGAGCAAAUAUAGAAGACACCUUGAAUAGGAUUCCUCAGUUAUUUAUAUAUAUUUUAUCAUUAUCAACUCAGACAUCGGAUUAAAUAUGGACUUUGUCUUUCACUCAACAAAUAUAUUUAAGUUUUAAUGCAAUAUAUGCUCUACUAGAAAUUGUUAUUAAAGACUUUUUUAUUCCAGGUUUAAUUUUAAGCACAUCUUCAGUUAAUUAAUUCUUAGAAUCUAUUUAAUAUUUCAACAAAAUUUCAAAUCAAAUAGUAUUGGAAUAUCCUAAAUCUUUCUCAAUUAUGUCAAAAGUAAAUGAAUAUUAUUUAAAAGAAAGUUGUACUUACAGAGUUAAUAUGAAAACAUUAAAUUUUUCUAAUUAUUCUGGCAAAAAAAAAAUAAGGAUUCGAGCUUAAUUUAGUUAUGUACUUGCUUGUAUCAAAAGUAUUUUAGAAAUUGAUUAAGCAUAAAGAAUUUUUUGUAUGGGAACUGAAUUAGAAGAUUUAAUAAAAUGUUUAAAAGCUAGUGAACUAUUUCAAUUAAAAUUGAAUUAUUAUUUAGAUGAAAUAAAUCCUAAUCAUAUUCCUCAUAUUAAUGUAAUUAUCAAAAAUUGCCCUCAAAAAUUAAAGUUCUUACAACUCCAAGUAGAAGCUACAAAUGAACAUUAAAUGAAAUUUGAUGUUAAGAGAACAGAAACUCUUAUAGCUUUUUCAUACUCAUAUUUCUAAAUAAUAGAAUAAUAUCCAAAUAAUUCUUGCAAGGUAGAAAUCGAGAUAAAUUUAAAUAUAAAUGAGAAUUUUUUAUAGUUAGAUAGAUAUAAUUUUGAGGAAGUUUAUUUUGAAGUUUCUGGUAAUCUUAUUCUAAAUAAUUGUGAAUAAUUAUUUGCAAAAUUCAAUUAUUUGAAACUAUUCAAGACAACUAUUAUUAAUAAAGGGACUAUUUAGACUUUUUAAUUUUCUAGUAAUUUACGAAGUCAUUAAUUGGAAAUUCUUGAUAUUACUUUUGAUAAUAUUUAAUUAGAUUUUUAAGAAUAUAAUUUUAAGAAUCUCCGUUUUUUUAAAAUGAUUUUAAUUAAUUGUGAAUUUAAUAAAGAGUAACUAAGACAAAUUUUACAAACUCUAAAUCAAUAUACAAAGGAAGUUUAUAUUGAUAUUUCUUAAUGCUUCGAACGCUUUACAAGAGAUGAAUAGAGAGACCUGAUUAGAAGAUUAGAACAAUAAGGGAUAGAUGUUGUAAUCAAAAUUUGA
This is a messenger RNA of Paramecium primaurelia, 3213 nucleotides long. Lineage: Eukaryota; Ciliophora; Oligohymenophorea; Peniculida; Parameciidae. The record is from the annotation of a GenBank genome assembly.